AUGGCUCAUAGAGGACAAUUGAAUUUUUCAAGAAAUAUUUCGUCUACUUCAAUGAAAAGAAGUGACAUAGUAAUGAGUAACGACCUUAUAACAGUUAAAUCAUGCAAAGCAUUACGGAACAGCACAUUUCCAGAAUUUGUUCGUUCUCCAAACUCCCAGCUAAGCAAUAUAAUUUGGAACACACCUUUGGAGAAUAUUUAUGUUGUCAAAAAGCCGUGGAACCAAGAUGUUCGAGAUGCGACGGUAAGAUUCAUAACUCACAUUCACGAUAAUUACCCUUCAGUUAAUGUCAUUGUUAGUGAAGACGUCGCCGAUGAAAUAAUACACGAAACUAAUACCGGAGGUUCAGUCACUAACAUCUUGACAAAGCAGAGCCCCAAGUUUUCUCUGGAUUCCAAAUAUGUCAUCUACACAGGUGAGUUAUCUGAAAUUGUCAACAAGACUGAUUUGAUAGUAACAUUAGGAGGCGAUGGAACAAUUUUAAGGGCUGUAAGUACAUUUCUGAAUGCUAAUGUUCCACCGGUAUUGAGUUUCGCAUUGGGGACAUUAGGAUUUUUGUUGCCGUUUGACUUCAGAACAUUUAGUGAAUCGUUUCGUAUGGUAUAUGAGUCAAGAGCUAAGGCUUUGCAUAGACACAGAUUGGAGUGCCAUGUUGUACGGAAGUCUCUAAAUGACUCCACUGACACACCCAUAACUGACACUACACCCAUUAAGAAUAUCAGACGAUCCGAGUCGGGAACCUCCACCCAGGAAAAAGUAACCACUAUGUUGCAUGCUAUGAACGAUAUUUCCUUGCACAGAGGCAGCCAGCCAAAUCUUAUCUCAUUAGAUAUAUACAUAGAUAACGAAUUCUUGACUACCACUACAGGUGAUGGACUCGUGUUUUCUACUCCAACAGGCUCUACUGCUUAUUCAUUAUCUGCUGGAGGGUCAAUCACCCACCCAUUAGUCCCUUGCAUAAUACUCACUCCAAUCUGCCCAAGAUCAUUGUCGUUCAGACCGUUGAUUCUACCUGCAUCAUCCCAUAUCAUGAUCAAGUUGUCCGACAAGAAUAGAAAUGCAUCGAUAAAAUUGAACAUAGAUGGAAUACUGCAGCAGGAUUUGCAGCCAGGUGAUCAAAUACAUGUGGCAGGAGAGAAUGAUACUGCUCUUCCAAGAAACUCGCAUUCAGACGCUGUUUCAGGCUCCGCAACCGAAAAGGAUAAAAAUGACUCUACUGAUUCUACACCUUCAAGUAAGCAAGAUCUUUGUCAAAAGGGUAUAUGGUGUGUGGCCCGGAGCGAGAAUGACUGGACCAAAGAUAUUAACGAGUUGCUAGGCUUCAACUCUUCAUUCAAGGCUCUGAAACUGAAGCUAUAG
Molecule: messenger RNA, 1359 nt
Organism: Debaryomyces fabryi
Lineage: Eukaryota; Fungi; Ascomycota; Pichiomycetes; Serinales; Debaryomycetaceae
Gene: POS5
Product: NADH kinase
Exons: 1
Coding region: 1-1359 (452 amino acids)
Biological process (GO): NADP+ biosynthetic process; NAD+ metabolic process
Molecular function (GO): NAD+ kinase activity
Source: RefSeq, a predicted model, not a curated record